Gopherus flavomarginatus (Mexican gopher tortoise) is the source of this 4711-nucleotide messenger RNA. RefSeq names its product solute carrier family 35 member E3 (gene SLC35E3). The record is from RefSeq and is a predicted model, not a curated record. The coding region runs from base 68 to 901 and encodes 277 amino acids. Lineage: Eukaryota; Metazoa; Chordata; Testudines; Testudinidae. Gene Ontology annotation, cellular component: Golgi apparatus. The transcript has 6 exons. Gene Ontology annotation, molecular function: antiporter activity; nucleotide-sugar transmembrane transporter activity.
GCGCGGGCGCUGUACUCGUCGGCCGGGCAGCCGGCCCCGCUGAGCGCGGAGGCGGCUGCCGGGCGCCAUGGGGCCGGGGCCGGGGCGAGGGUGGCUGGCGGCCGGGCUGCUGGUGAACCUGGCCGCCUCCAUCUGCAUCGUGUUCCUGAACAAGUGGCUUUACGUGCGGCUCGGCUUCCCCAACCUGAGCCUCACGCUGGUGCACUUCGCCGCCACCUGGCUCGGCCUCGCCCUGUGCCAGGCGCUGCGCGUCUUCGCCCCCAAGAGCCUGCGGCCCCGCCAGCUGCUGCCCCUGGCGCUCAGCUUCUGCGGCUUCGUGGUGUUCACCAACCUGUCCCUGCAGAGCAACACCAUCGGCACCUACCAGCUGGCCAAGGCCAUGACCACGCCGGCCAUCGUGGCCAUCCAGAGCCUCUUCUACGGCAAGAGCUUCCCCCUGCGCAUCAAACUGACCCUGAUUCCCAUAACUGUAGGUGUAUUCCUAAAUUCCUAUUAUGACGUGAAGUUUAACUUCCUUGGAAUGGUGUUUGCUACCUUUGGUGUUCUAGUUACAUCCCUUUAUCAAGUGUGGGUAGGAGCCAAGCAGCAUGAGUUGCAGGUUAACUCUAUGCAGUUGCUGUACUAUCAGGCACCAAUGUCCUCUGCCAUGUUGUUGUGUAUCGUACCCUUCUUUGAGCCAGUAUUUGGAGAAGGGGGGAUAUUUGGACCCUGGACACCUUCUGCUGUGUUAAUGGUGCUGCUGUCUGGUAUAAUAGCUUUUAUGGUAAACUUGUCCAUUUACUGGAUCAUUGGAAACACAUCACCUGUCACAUAUAAUAUGUUUGGACACUUCAAGUUCUGCAUCACUCUGUUGGGAGGGUACCUGUUGUUUAAAGAUCCACUGUCGCUUAAUCAGUUUUAACCAGUUUGCGUGGGACUGAAGUCAAGCUUACUGGCCUGUAAUUGCUGGGAUCACCUCUGGAGACCUUUUACAGUAGCAUGCAGGAUGGAAGACACCAUCCACCCCUUCUUAAGGCAGCAAAAAAAAAAAAAAAAGGUAACUGGCAGAAACUGUGCCAUCCGACUCCCUCAGAGACAGGUUUCUGGCAUCGCUAUGACUCAUCUCAAGGUUGCUACUAUUAAUGUCGUCUGGUCAGAAAUGGCCACUUUUGAGGGAUGAAGUGACAGAAUCUUCAUACUUUCCAUUUACACACAAUAAGAUGUAUGUCUUGUCAACAUUAGAAAUGGUUUCUUUGUAGAAACAUGGGUUAUACUACCAAGAGUGCUUUUGCUGGUAUAGCUCAUUGGUUUCCCAAACAAAAUAAGGUCUGCUGACAAACUGACUUUUUUUGCUAGUAUAAAUGUGUCUACGCUAGGGAUUUGCUAACACACCUAUGUGAGUUAUGGGCAGGGUGACCAUAUUUCCCUAUGCUGAAUAUGGGACACCAGGUAAAAUUACGUGAAUUCAAGCAAGUUAAACAGCAAUCAAUCAGAACUAUGUAGUACAAACAUUCAAAUUUACAUUAAGUUGACUGAGCCCCCGGUAAAAAGUAAUACUGCGUAGUUGCAUUCUUUUUAUUUACCUUCUUUAUCUUUAAGGCUUUAAGGUUCACCGAGGGAGGGGUGAUACACACACCCCUUCCCUCCCCCCCCAUGGGGAGAGGUGACACACACAUACCCCUCUGUCUCAUGGGAGGGUGACCAACCAGUGCUCCCUGCCCAGCACUCUCCACCCUCCAUGCCUGGCUAGGCCCCCCUCUCCCAGUGCCUGGUACCAUGUCUUCCUGAGGCAACACGUGGAGGGGGCACACAGGGUCACAUACCCCCCUCCACAGAUUUCUGUCAGAGUUCACACCAGAAUGUGGCCAGCAGCAGCCUAUCGGCACUGUGCAGGAGGGAAGGGAUGGGAGCUACUUACAGCCACAGGGGAGGAGGGAGGGAGGAAGAGAUGACCUGGCCCAUGUCUCUGCAGAGCUCAUCUCUUUCCCCUCUCCCCCCCACACAUCGUGGUGGUGGGGGGGCGAUGGGCAAGUGAAGAGGGUGCUAAUCCCCUUCCCGGGUGGCUGCCGUGGAGCUGGCGGGGCAGGGGAGGGAAGGGGGAAACAGGCUGGAAAUCACUCCCCCACACACUCCAGAGCUGGCAUUCAGCGGGGGCUGCGCUGACAGACCAGCAGUGGGAGAGGCCUGGCCUCGCACUUGCUACAGCUUUGCCCAGCCACCAGCUUUGCACACCAACCCCCACCUUUGGCCUUUGGACCACCCCACUCACCACUGGGUGGGUGUGCAGCUGGCAAGCAGAGAUCCAGCCAGCAGCCGGAGCCGCCAAUACUGAUGGAGGGAGGAGGCAGAAAAUACAGGACAAUUUGCACAUUUUAAGGAAAAAGUCAGGUCACCUGCAGCAGGGCUUAAAAAUGGGAUAUCUGGUCACCCUAAUUAGGGGUGCAUUUUUUCCCCGUAUUCUGAACAGAUAUAACUAGGUCGGCAAAACUUUUAAGUGCAGGCCAGGCCUUAGUGGCACUAAAAUAGUGCCUAAACUUUGUAGAACAUUUUAUGCAGCAGGAGCUGACUUAACUACAACGGCUAGACAAGUCCCUACACUCCUUGAAGGUGGCAUCCUUUUUAUAGUGUAGCUGCAGCCUUACAGAGUUCAUCCAUAUGGUAUAGCAACCUGGCUUUUCCAUAGGGGAAAUGUCUGUUGUAGUACAGACCCAUAUUCUAAAGAGGUAUGGGGAAAACCUAUUUCUAGCUUACAAAUGAAGCAAUUAUGAAUCAUGUCUUUAGGCAGAGUUUAAAUUUGUAUUGGUCCUUAAUGAGCAACCACAGACAUGUUAGCUAUGGCUCUAAUCAUGUCACCGGGCAGGGCUUUAAAGUGGUGGUGGCCUCCUUUUGUUUCUGGGCCAUUGGAACAAUGAGAAUAUUUGCUGUCUUAAGGGCACAAGCUGCCAUUCCACCUAAAAAUAUCACACUCUGGUUUUGUCUACACUAGCAAAAAUAGUCUUACAAUAAAAACAGUCUUGUAUUACAGCAACUGCCAACAAUGGUGCAACUGCACCAGUGGCAGCAAGCAACAGUGUAAGCACUGUAAGGAGGGGGAGAGAGAGAAGCACACUCUUUUGCUUUAUCAUCAUGUCAUAAAAAACUAUCAAUACCAGAGGCAUAGUAUUGCUACAGCUGCACCACUGCAGAUGUGAAAAAAGAACAGCAGAUUUUUAAACUAGAUCAAUCACCCACUGGCUUACUAUAAAUUCUGCCUGAAAAAAGAUUUGUGCCCAAAAGCUAAUAAAAAUCAUGGUCAGAAACUUUUCCCCUGUUGAUAGGUCUGGGAACAGUAGUUAUCAGCUGAAGAACACUCUCACGCUCAUUGGUCGCAGCAAGACACUCGCUGGCUGAGUGGAAAAGGAUAGACAUAACUGCCUGUUUUUUAAGAGCAUGGGCUAUAUUAAUCACAGUAAAAGUUACUGAUGAUUUAAACAGGCAUGUCACUUAUAUACAGCCUGAGCAAAACUAUGCCACAAAUACAGCUACAAGUCCUGAUACUUUGACAUACAUUUGUAAAGACUAAGCAAAUGAUAUCUUUCUGUUUUGAAUGUAAUAGCUGUUGUGUUGAUGUAAGAGGUGUUCUCUGUCUGUGCUUUUAAUUGUUUUGCCCAAGUUCACUAGUUGCAUUCUGUACAGGAAUAAAAUAGUGUUAAUUCAAUCAUUUCCUAGUGUAGGGUAAAAACUGUCACUGCUGUUUUAUGUUAAGUCCAACAGUAAAACUUCUAGCAGUUCAGCUCUGCACACUUUAAUACUUUUUGUAUGAGUAUCAAGUUAGGUUCUGGCUACAUUUGGUUAGGGAGGGAUAAAUCUGAGAGGAUUCUUGCCUUGUCAGCUGUAGGCUAGGACAUUCUGUCCUCAUGAAAACAAUCUUUAUGCACUUUGAAAUUCUCGGGAUAAUGGAAUGUAAACACAUCUCAAAAAUUCUGGCAAUUGUUUAAAUGCCGCUCAUUGUGUAACUUCUUGGACCUUGAGCUUUGUGUUUUAGAAGGAUAACAAGACUGUCUUGAAAAUCUAAGUACUUUACGCACAAAUACCUAGAUUUAAUGAUCACUGGAAUUUUUUACAUGGUCCUGUUGAAAAACUAUUUGUCCAAUGGACAAGCCCAGACAUUUGUAUAGCCCUGCGCGGAUACAAAUCUAUACCCAUGGAUAUAAAUCGUUACCUGCGGAACCGCAAGGCUCUCCCAGGAACCGCAGCGGCAAAAGAAACAGAACGUGGGGCGGGGCUGCCACUCCCAAAAGCCAGUGUCCCGCACCAGCAGCUCCUCCAGUAUGGCUGUACCGCUCCCAGUCCUGCCCACCAGGGUGGGCACCAGGCUUCCAGCAGCUGUCCCUGGUUGCGCUCUUAUGUUAAAGGGGAACGCACACCCCCAGACAGGAGACAGACAGCUAUGUGAAAGGGACGGGGGCAGGGCUGUGGGCGGUACAGCCGUGCCGGAGGAGCUGCCAGCAUGAGGUGCUGGCUCCUAGGAGCAGCAGCCCCAUGUUCUGCCCCUUUCGCAGGAUGGGUACCGAUUUGCAGUCAUGGAUAUAAAUUUGUAUCCACGCAGGGCUCUAGACUUUUGUCUAUCUCUUGUGCAGACAAGGGCAUAGCUACAUUAUAAUGGCUACAGCUGUGCCACUGUAGUUUCAUAGCAUAGAUGCUUCCUACAUCAAUGGAAGAGGUUUUUCUGUCUCUGUAAUUAAUUCACCUC